AUGUCCUCUAUUCCUCCCCAUAAGAUUUUUAAGUCGCCCACCCCGGCGAAUAUCUUGAAACAACGAUUUGAAAAAAAUAGACAACAACUCAUCAAUGGUGAUAAUUAUAAUGUUGCAAUUGAUCCCAUCACAAUUGUAAUUAAUGAAUGUAUGGUUAUAUCAUCUGCCAUGAGAAAAGUUAACAGAUGGUCACAAAGUGGAGUUGCUGCUAUAUUAGGAGGUAAUGAUAUAUUCAGUGAUGAUAAGCUGCUUAGUUCAAGUUUAGGUUUAUCCAACAACUUAUCUAAUAAUCAAAGCCAAAGGAAUUCUAAUGAUAAUCCCUUGUUAUCGAGUUUCUUACAAUUAAGGUCAAUUUUAACCGAAGCUAAAAAUAUCAAUGAUAUUGACGGUUUGACUAUUUUACAACCUUUCUUAUUGGUGAUUAAAUCUUCUUCCACCUCAGGUCAUAUCACUUCAUUAUCAUUAGAUUCCAUUUCAAAAUUCUUGAAUUAUGAUAUCAUUCUGACCCAUUCAAAGAAUUUACAAACCUCCUUAAUUCAAAUAAUUUCAUCAUUAACUCAUUGUAGAUUUGAAGCUGCUGACCAAAACUCUGAUGAUGCAGUAUUAUUGAAAGUUUUAAGAUUAAUGGAAUCGGUUUUGAAUUCAGAUUUAUCCAAUUAUUUGCCUAAUGAAAUCGUUUCUGAAGUCAUUCAAACUUGUUUAUCAUUGGCUUGUAAUAAGAAAAGAAGUGAAGUUUUAAGAAAGGCUGCUGAAAUGACCAUUUCUUUGAUUACUGCCAGAGUAUUCAAACAAUUACAUUUAAUUGAACCUGAAUCUAAUGUUGAGGAAUUGAAAACUGAUUUCACUGGUAAUAAGUUACCUGAAGAUAUCAUUGGAAGUGCAAAUGCCAAUACAUCUGUCACUGAUUUACAAACUUCUGAAACUGAAAAAUCUGAAGAAGUAGAAGAGGAUUCUGAAGAUACUGAGAAGGUUGAUGAAGAUGCCAAAGAAGAAAAGGAUACCGAAACGGAAGAACCGUUUGGUAUAGGAUGUUUGAAUGAUUUCAUGGGGAUCUUAAUAUCCAUGAUAUCUCCACAUAAUCAAUAUCAACAUAUGGAGAGUACUAGAGUGUUGGCUCUUAAUUUAAUUAAUACUGCGAUUGAAGUUAGUGGUAAAGACAUUCCAAAUCAUCAUUCUCUUAUGAUGUUAAUUGCUGACCCCGUUUCCAAACAUGUUUUAUCAAUCAUUACCAAAGUCGAUUCUCCUCCUUUAUUACAAGCUUCAUUGAAAUUAUUCACCACUAUGGCCAUAGUAUUAGGUGAACAUUUAAAAUCUCAAAUCGAAUUAACAUUGACUUUAUUAUUCAAUUCAAUUUUACCACCUGCUGUGAAUGAAGAAAAGAAAAAUGAUGCUUUGAAAGGUAACCAAACCUCUAUUAAUAAUAGAUUACCAAGUUCUAAGGAAAUGAUGAUUGAAUCAUUAUCAUUAAUGUGGAUUAGAGAACCUCAAUUCUUUGCAAAUUUAUUCAUAGAUUUUGAUUGUGAAUUUGAUAAAUCUGAUUUAUGUAAACAAUUGAUUGAGUUUAUUUGUAAAUUGACAUUACCUGAAUCAGCUAGAAUUACUACUGAUAACGUUCCACCUAUCUGUUUAGAAGGAUUAUUAUCAUUCAUUAGUGGGAUUAACGAGAGAGUUAAAUUGAACCCUGAUUUAAAUAUCAAUGAUUCUAAACCACCAAAAUUGAUUUUGAAUAAGAAGAAUAAGAAUCUUUUCAUCAAAUGUACUGAUAUAUUCAACAAGAAACCUUCUCAAGGUAUUAAAGCAUUAUUCGAUGAAGGAUUUCUUAAAGAUGAAAAUGAUAUCAAAGAAAUAGCUGAAUUCAUCUAUAAUAAGAGUGGGAGAUUAAAUAAGAAAGUUUUGGGAGAAUUCUUAGGAAAAUCCAGUAACAAAGAACUUUUGAAAUAUUUUAUAGAAUUAUUUGAUUUCGAAGGGUUAAGAGUUGAUGAAGCUUUAAGAGUGUUAUUAAAAUCCUUCAGAUUACCAGGAGAAUCUCAACAGAUUGAAAGAAUUGUGGAAUUAUUUGGUGAAAGAUAUGCUAAAUGUCAAGAGAAUUUCGAAAGUCAAGGAGAAGAAGAAUUUAUUAAACCUGAUAGUGAUUCGGUUUUUGUACUAUCAUAUUCUAUAAUCAUCUUAAAUACCGAUUUACAUAGUCCUCAAGUUAAAAAACAAAUGACUUUUGAUGCAUAUAAGAGAAAUUUGAAAGGUACUUAUAAUAAUGGAGAUUAUCCAGAAUGGUAUUUGAAUAAGAUAUAUGGUUCUAUCAGAGAUAGAGAGAUUAUUAUGCCUGAAGAACAUCAUGGUACAGAUAAAUGGUUUGAUGAUGCCUGGCAUAAUUUGAUUUCCAGUAAUAACUUCAGUACCAAUAAUUUUAUUACUAAUGACUUAUCACUGCCAAUGAUUUGUUGUUAUGAUAAAUAUUUAUUCGAAGAAACCGUUGAUACUUUAAUCGAUACGAUCAUUAAUGUAUUUAAAGAAGCUACUGAUGAUCAUAUAAUUACCAGAUUGAUGUCAAGUAUUGACAAAUGUGUUAAUAUUUGUUUAUUCUAUGAUAUUCAAUCACCUAUAGAUAAAUUGAUUGGAUUAUUGGCUGAUUUGACAUUCUUAACCUCAAAAGUUAACAAACUUAAAGAUAUUGAAGAUAGUAAUGUCAGAGAUGAGAUUCCAAUAACUCAAAUCAAAAUUGAUAAAAAAGAAGAUGCUAUAACUGUUAGUGAGAUGGCUGUUUGGUUUGGUAGAGAUUUCAAAGCCCAAAUUUCAACAGUGGUUUUAUUCAGAUUAAUCAAGAAAACAGAUUGUAGAAUAACAAAAUCUUGGGAUAAGAUCUUAAGAAUUAUCUUGACAUUAUUUGAAAAUUGUUUUAUCAAUCCAAAUUUAUUCACAGGUUUCCAAAACAAAUUGAAAUUGCCUCAAUUACCUAAAGUCAAACCAAGAUAUAUCAUCAAUAGAAGUAAACCUUUGAAAGAUUCGGGGAUCUUGUCGACAUUUUCUUCAUUAUUGAAAGGUUAUAGUGAUGAACCACCAGAACCAACUGACCAAGAAGUUGAAAGUACUUUAUCUUCAAUUGAUUGUAUUAAGUCCUUAAAUAUUCCUGCUGUUUUCAGAAUCAUUAGUCAAAAUGGUAAUGAAGAUAAGAAGAUGGUAGUGCAAUUGUUAUUGGACAUGUUACCUGAAUUGAACGAUGAAACCAAAAGAUAUUAUGAAAUUGAGACUUUAUUCAUCUUAGAGAUCUUAAUCUGCUUUGUCUUAUUAAUUAAUGAAGAUGAAUUAAUAGGUAAAGUACUUGAAAAGAUCAAUGCCAUUAACGUAUCCGAAGUAUCUAAGAAAUCAAGUUUAAGAAUAACUACCUACAAAUUAUUGUUAAUUAGAAAUAGUGAAGUCAAUAUUGACACUUUGAAUGAUAUUUUUAAAGGAUUAAUGGGAAAUGAAAAAGAGUUUUUAACCAAAAAUGGUUCACAAAUAAUCCAACCAUUGAUUUCAUUGGUUGAUGAGGAUUCAUGGUGUUGUAAAAAGAUAUUGGUCAACGAAGAUUUCUGGAAAUUUUUAAGACUUUUAGGUUCAAUACCUAUUUUUGCUAAUUCAAUCUUACAAUUCACUGAAUCUAUAGUCAAAUAUUCCUCGAAUGACAUCACAGGUAACAACUUCAUGUUAGUAUUGGGAUUAUUGGAUGAGAUUUCAUCAUUAGGAGCUUCUGGUUCUCAAUUAGAACAAGAAACUGAUUCCAAAAUACCUGAAGAUCAAAAGGCUGAUAAUAAUGAAUAUUUGAAAGAAUUGGUUGAAUUAUCCAAGAAAUCCAUUGGUUUGACUUGUGAAAUGACAAGUAUCAUCACUAAAGAAGGAUUCAACUCGGAAAAUGGUGGAUAUCCUUUGAUUCAAGCUUUAGCCCAUCAAUGUUUUAAUCCAUGUAGAGAAGUUAGAUCAUUUGCCUUAGGUUCAUUGAGAUCAACCACCAUGAGUACCAUUGAUAAUUUAUCCGAUUUAAAACCUUUCAAAGUAUUCGAAUAUGGAUUAUUCCCAUUAUUAGGGGAAUUAUCUAAAAGUUCAGUUAUUCAAACUGAUCCUAUUGGAUUUGUUAAUACUCAAAUGGAUGCUUUAUCUUUGGUAAGUAAAGUAUUUUUACAUUAUUUAACCACUUUCGAUAAAAAUGAAUUGUCAACUGUUUGGUUAGGUAUCUUGAACUAUUUCCAAAUCUUCAAUGAUAUUAGAGAAAAAUCCAACCAUAGUGACAAUUUGAUUAAAGAAUCGGGCAUUGAAUUAAUCAAGAAUAUGUUAUUGGUAUUAGAAACUAGUGAGAUUUUAGUGGAAUCUGAUCAGGAAUUAUGGUCACAAACAUGGGAAAAAGUCAAUAAACUCUACCCUGAAUUGAAAGAUUUAGCAGUUUCAAACACUACUGAGGUAACCCCAGAAAAGUCUGAACCUGAAUCAAAAGACAAAGAACCUGAAAUUAAAUCAGACGAUAAACUGGAAGCUGAAUCAAAAACUGAACUAAACGAUGGAUCAGAAACUAAACCUGCUAUGGAGUCAAAUGACUCUCAACAAAUUAAUGAACCAGAAGUUGAAUAG
Messenger RNA from Yamadazyma jaroonii, 4596 nucleotides. NCBI's taxonomy places the organism in Eukaryota, Fungi, Ascomycota, Pichiomycetes, Serinales, Debaryomycetaceae. The record is from the annotation of a GenBank genome assembly.